Messenger RNA from Rhipicephalus sanguineus (brown dog tick), 459 nucleotides. RefSeq lists its product as uncharacterized. The record is from RefSeq and is a predicted model, not a curated record. The coding region runs from base 39 to 437 and encodes 132 amino acids. The transcript is spliced from 3 exons. Lineage: Eukaryota; Metazoa; Arthropoda; Arachnida; Ixodida; Ixodidae.
CCACCAGGCACUCGACGACGCUGGGCCUCUCGUUCGAGAUGGGCACGCUGUACUACGAGCUCGAGAGCACCGCGGCCACCCUGGCCGGCGCCGUCAACGCCAAGUGCAGGGCAUUCGCGGUGACGAGCAGGGACGCGAUCUGCGGGCCGAACAAAGCGGUCGAUGACAACAGCCAAAAGUUGCCCCAAGCGCAACUCACGUACGCUACGUUCGCGAAUUCCACCGUGAGGAAGAGAGUGUUCUUCUCGGACUUCAAGACCAGCGCCGUCGAUAGGUACAACCUCGUCAGUCAAGGAAGGGGCAGCAUCGGCCUUCGUUCCCGGGUGGCGUGGAUGCUGUUCAACGUGCACUUGGAAGACAUAAGAAAACAUUGCGGGAGAGAUCCUUACGAACCCGAACUGACCUUCUGUAGCACCUUUCUUGGCAAGAGGUGCUGAACCGGCGGGGGGAUUCAAUGAA